This is a messenger RNA of Sarcophilus harrisii (Tasmanian devil), 2232 nucleotides long. It is a transcript of the gene NFKB2, whose product is annotated as nuclear factor kappa B subunit 2. NCBI's taxonomy places the organism in Eukaryota, Metazoa, Chordata, Mammalia, Dasyuromorphia, Dasyuridae. Bases 62 to 2065 code for a protein of 667 amino acids. Gene Ontology annotation, biological process: inflammatory response; response to cytokine; regulation of transcription by RNA polymerase II. Gene Ontology annotation, cellular component: cytoplasm. The transcript has 15 exons. Gene Ontology annotation, molecular function: DNA-binding transcription factor activity, RNA polymerase II-specific; RNA polymerase II cis-regulatory region sequence-specific DNA binding; protein binding. The record is from RefSeq and is a predicted model, not a curated record.
UUGAGGGCAUCGGUGGUUCCCCGUAGAAUCCCCUGGGGCCUCAAACCUGAAGAUCUCCAGAAUGGACAAGACUGCGGGAUCUGUUCGGGGUGGGGACGAGGUGUACCUUCUGUGCGACAAGGUGCAGAAAGAUGACAUCGAAGUCCGGUUCUAUGAGGAUGAUGAGAACGGCUGGCAGGCCUUUGGAGACUUCUCUCCCACCGAUGUCCACAAGCAGUACGCCAUUGUGUUCCGGACCCCCCCCUAUCACAAGAUGAAGAUUGAGCGGCCAGUGACGGUCUUCUUGCAGCUAAAGAGGAAGCGGGGAGGGGAUGUUUCUGACUCCAAGCAGUUCACCUACUAUCCCAUGGUGGAAGACAAGGAGGAGGUUCAGCGCAAGCGGAGGAAGGCCCUGCCGGCCUUUUCCCAGCACUUUGGAGAUGGCUCCCACAUGGGUGGGGCUGGGGGAGGUUCUGCUGGAGGUUAUGGAAACGGAGGAGGAGGUGGUGGGCUCAGCUUCUUCCCCACCUCUUCCCUGAACUAUGGCCUGUACUCUCCGGGGGCUGCCCCAGUGGGCAGUUACUCUGGGGGGACAGGAGUCCAGAUGUCUGGAGAGAGUGAGCGCGCAGCCGAUGGUGAGGGAGGGAAGCAGACAGCCCCUGAUUCCUCUGUCCACCCCCCACCCCAGGGACCCCAGGCCUUAAAGAUGCUGCAGGAAGCCCGGCAGUAUAACCUCCGCAUGUUUGGGCUGGCCCAGCGCAGUGCCCGGGCCUUGCUGGACUAUGGGGCCACAGCAGAUGCCCGAACCCUGCUGGCCGGGCAGUGCCACCUGCUGAGGGCCCAGGAUGAAAACGGAGACACGCCCCUCCAUUUGGCCAUCAUCCACGGGCAGACGAGUGUCAUCGAGCAGAUGGCUCACAUCAUCUUCCGGGUGCCCCACCUCGGCAUCGUCAACCUCGCCAACCACUUACAGCAGACGCCCCUUCACCUGGCCGUGAUCACAGGGCAGAGCCGAGUGGUCAGCUUCCUGCUGAACAUGGGCGCCGACCCGACCCUGCUGGACCGCCACGGGGACUCCGCCCUGCACCUGGCGCUGCGGGCCGGGAAUCCCGGCCUUCUGCAGGCCCUCCUGUGCCAUGCGGGGCCUGCUCUCCCCCAGCUGCUACUCAUGCCCGAUUAUGAGGGCCUCUAUCCCGUGCACCUGGCCGUGCGCGCCCACAGCCCCGAGUGCCUGGACCUGCUGGUGGGCAGCGGGGCCGACGUGGAGCUGGCGGAGCGGCAAGGAGGGCGCACCGCCUUACACCUGGCCACGGAGGCGGAGGAGCUGGGGCUCGUCAGCCACCUCAUCACCAAGCUUGGCGCCAACGUGAAUGCCCAGACUUUUGCCGGAAACACACCCUUGCACCUGGCAGCCGGCCUGGGAUCCCCCACCCUCACCCGCCUGCUGCUCAAGGCCGGAGCUGAUGUGCAGGCUGAGAAUGGGGAGCCCCUCUGUCCGCUGCCCUCACCCCCAAACUCAGGCAGCGACUCGGAGUCAGACGGGACAGAGGAAGGAAGCGGAAGGAAACACCGGGGUCACACACCCCUGGACCUUACCCGCAGCGCAAAGGUUAGGACCCUGCUGCUGAAGGCUGCUCAGGACACCGCAGAGCCCCCCCUGACUCCCCCAAGCCCCACAGGCCCUGGCCUGUCCCUGGGGGCCGCCACCCUGCAGGGCCUGGAGCGGCUGUUGGACGGACCCGGCGGUGGCGGAGAUUGGGCUGAGCUAGCUGAGAGGCUGGGACUGCGCAGCCUGGUGGACACCUACCGCAGCACGGCCUCCCCCAGCGGCAGCCUGAUCCGAAGCUACCAGCUGGCCGGAGGAGACUUAGCGGGCCUGAUAGACGCUCUGGCCGCCAUGGGCCUGGAUGAGGGAGUGCGGCUCCUGCAGGGAACGGAGCCCAGGGACAAGCUUCCGAGCACGGAAGUCAAGGAGGACAGUGCCUACGGCAGCCAGUCAGUGGAGGAGGAGCAGGAGAAGAUGAGCACAGUUCCCACGCCUGCUGGGGAACUCUCCCACAGGCAGCCCCAGGAGCAGGUGCACUGACGCCAACCUUGCCCACAGUAUGGGACCCAUGCCUGCCCAUGGAGGUGCCCGCUGUACAGAUACCCCCACCUGUGCCCACACCCUUAUUUAAUGCCCUGAUUGGUCCUUUGGUUCUGGUGAAUAAAGGUAUGUGGGGGCUGGGGACCCAACCACCCCACCCUAUGACA